AUGAAGAACUACCUGUAUCUACUUUCACUCUUUCUAACUGUAUUCUCAGGUAUUCAGCCUUUUUCUCUUCGAUCCAUUCAAUUCCUUUCAGUAUGUGGAUCUGUUGAUCGAGAACGUCUCAUAGCGCUCGCAUGCGCGCGCAAUCCAGACCUUGAGAUGUGUGACCAAUUGAAAGCAAGAAAUGUGAGGGACAGUGGAAAGAAGAGUUCUGGGGAAAGUGAGUCAGAGUAGGAAAUGAAAAGAAAGUGGGUUGAGUGUUUGAGUACAAAACACAGGAUUUACACACCUGAAUAGGAAGAUUACAUCCAUCCAAAAGAAUACAAUCUUUUACUUGUUUCAGUGGUCGAACCGCCGCCGUUGCCUCCUUCGACGAAAGCUGCCAAAAGACGUGAUAUUCGACCUGCGCAUGACGAGGAAUCUAAAGAGAAAGUAGUCGUGAGUGUAGUAUGACACAUUGCUUUCUUAAUUUUCGACCUUUGCAGCAUUAUCGGCAGUUGACAGCAGAAGAAGUACAAAUUCUGCAGUUAAAGUGUUCGAGAGUCAGUCCGUUGGUGCUAAAGCAUUGCGAACCGAAGAAGACUGCUGCGAGGAAUGCCGGAAGAUGCGCGGCAUAUUUCCGAGACUGCGCACGCUUUAUUGAGAAGUCGGACCCUCUUGCAGCUAUUUCGAACUCUUUCGAUUCUGGAGUCAACAUCAACAUAGCAAAUGUAGACGUUAAAGGAAUACCAUACUAUCCAUUGAAUGAGGAAGGAGCUGUUGGAGUUGGAGUCGGAUUGGGAAUUCCAUUCGGAGCAUGGGGAGGAGGCUUUUCAAAUUCUGUGGGAGUCAGGUAAAUGGAAUUGGAAAACAGGUAAGAGAGAUUAACUUUAGGGAUUACUUCCAAGGAGAUCAAGAAGCGGGAGCCAAUUGGUAUGACGGACAGUAUGGAUACAAGGCACACUUUUUUAAACGAACGUGAACCUCUCAAAACGGUAAUCAUUUCAGAAUCACUGGAGCAUCCCGUUGGUGCAAUCACUAGGAGUGGAAGGAGGUCAACACAACACGGUCUCGUUCCCGCUGCACGGAAGAGACGCGGGCAAUCUGAAAGUUGACAACGGCUACGGAGUCGGAGGAUACUAUCAGCAGAACGACCACGUCGGAGUGAACUACAAGAGCGGCGACGUCAAGCACACUUUCGGAGUCAGCUCCCCGUUCGUCGGCGCCGGCUUCCAAACAGGAACGGCAGUUGCGUUCCCGGGACUGGACGUUUGGGAGAGAGCACUCGGGAGGUAA
Caenorhabditis sp. 36 PRJEB53466 is the source of this 1272-nucleotide messenger RNA. NCBI's taxonomy places the organism in Eukaryota, Metazoa, Nematoda, Chromadorea, Rhabditida, Rhabditidae. The record is from the annotation of a GenBank genome assembly.